Chenopodium quinoa (quinoa) is the source of this 2260-nucleotide messenger RNA. RefSeq lists its product as uncharacterized. The record is from RefSeq and is a predicted model, not a curated record. NCBI's taxonomy places the organism in Eukaryota, Viridiplantae, Streptophyta, Magnoliopsida, Caryophyllales, Amaranthaceae. The transcript has 8 exons. The coding region runs from base 269 to 1783 and encodes 504 amino acids.
UCCUACUACUUUAGUAACUAGUGUAACUGUUUCAGCUCAGAAGUAUUCGAGUCCUUAGAAAAACCCAAGUCUUCAAAUAACAAUAGAAACAUCAAUUAGUUUCACUUUAUGCACAUCCAAUUUCUAUGGAGGAAGCUCACUUAGCAACUUCUGCCUUCAACUAUCUUACCACCAAACUGUAUUAAAGCUCAUUCUUUCAGACCGACACUUCGAAAAGGCUGCUUAUUGUCCAACACUUGUGAAGCCGUUCGACAUCUAAACCCGAAACAUGGAGAAACCUGUUUCUCAAUCAAUUCAGAUAUCUUCAAAGCCAAAGUCUGUCACAGAACUUCUUAAGGAAAUCGCGAUGUUAGAGCUGGAAGUACUGCAGUUGGAGAAGUAUCUUGUUUCCCGGUAUCAAAAAGCUCUUGAUCGCCGACUAGCCUCGCUGUCAAAAGACAGCAACGACGUUUUAUCAGAAGAAAUGGUCUGUUCUAAUCGUUUUCAGAUGCCUGCAGAUCAACCUAUCAAUAACAACAUUUGCUUAGAAGACAGCAAUAAUGAAGCUAAGGAACAAGAAGAUGUGCUUGGUAGUAGCAUUCACCGGUGUCACUCUUCGUUAUCUCAUCAAUCGAUAGCUUAUGCAAGUCGAUUAUCUCCUUUAGCAGGGAAGGUUGCUGAAGCUGUGAAUUCUUACCAUUCCUUGCCUUUGACUAUGCUGGAGCCAGAAGCUUGUGAAGUUCCAAACAAUGUGGCUACCUAUAACUUCAGUGAAGUUAAAGAGACAGCAAAUUGGCUUUCAGCGGAGAUGGUCAGGUGCAUUUCAGCCAUUUACUGUAAACUAGCAGGAAAUUCUGUGAUCAGCAACAAUUUCUCAUCACCUGCUGUAUCAAUUCCAUCGUCGAUAAGUGGAUCACCACAAACUCAUGAAUCUAAUUUGUGGAGUCCUCUUAGGAUAAAAUCUUUUCAGGACUUACAUUCAGAUGCACCUUACCAAGCGGGAGGACAUUUCGAGUUUAGUGGACUUUACAGUCAAAUGGUUGAGGUCCUCCAGAUUCAUAGGGACAGUACAAAAUUCAGAGAUAUUGAGCCCAUGCUUCAAAAAUAUAGGUUACUUGUUAACAAAUUGGAUGGAGUAAAACCGAGCAAAUUGAACCACAAAGAGAAGUUAGCAUUUUGGAUUAAUGUGCACAAUGCUCUUGUGAUGCAUGCAUUUCUGGAGUAUGGAGUGCCACAAAACAAGCUUAAACGACUGUCCUUGAUAUUAAAGGCUGCAUAUAGUAUUGGGAGUCAUACUAUCAGUGUGAGCAUGAUACAGGACUACAUUCUUGGGAACCAAUUGCCUCACCCGGGACAAUGGUUUCAUAAAUUACUCCAUAUUAAGAAAAAAUUCAGGACUGGAGACAGAAGAAGAAUGUUCGCGAUUGAUCACUCUGAACCUCUAUGUUACUUUUCCCUUUGCUGUGGAAGCCAUUCCGAUCCACAAGUUCACGUAUACACGCCUCAGAGAGUGUUCCAAGACCUGAUGGCUGCAAGAGACCAGUACAUCUUGAGCAAUUAUCGAGUUCAUAAAGAACAGAACAAGAUACUACUGCCAAAGAUUGUAGAGAGUUAUGCCAAAGAUUCCGGCUUACACCCACCUGAACUCAUGAAGAUUCUGGAGCAGAUUCUCCCUGCAGAUCUUCAGAGAAACAGGACUACUUCUAGUUACAACUUUCGACAUAGGAAAGGAUGGAAAGGCAUUGAAUGGAUUCCCCACGACUUUUCUUUCCGCUAUCAGUUCCCCAAGGAUCUCUUGCAGUGAUCAUACACCCACUUAUGAGCUGAAAAAACUGAGUAGAUGUUGAUACACAAACAUAGCGUGAAAGAGGUGCUGAUCAAACCGGCUCAGGGUCUUGUUAUGUCUAUUGGUGUCGCGAGGAUGUCACUCAAUUAUGCAUGAACAAGACAACAAAGUUGAUAAUGUUUCAAUGUAAUUGGACUUGAGCUUAUUUGAUCACUAUUAUCUUGAUGAAAUUGCUUUGUUUGUGGUUCAAGUUGAACCCCUAAAUAUGAGAAGAUAAGCUAAGGGAAUUGAAUUUGGCUUUUGCUUGGUUGCAUUUUUGGCAUAUGUGUGUUUGGUCGGUCUCCUAUGUAGUGGUUAAGUAUUACUCAAGAAAGAUUAGUUUUGUCAAUUGCUUGGAGAAUUGUUGGCUUUCUACAUUUUUGACAAUGAAAUAUUGAAAUAAAAUUAUGAUGCCAAAAGAGCAUAUUUUACAGGUGAUACAUGCCAACAUGAGCA